This is a messenger RNA of Nomascus leucogenys (northern white-cheeked gibbon), 3920 nucleotides long. It is a transcript of the gene ZNF598, whose product is annotated as zinc finger protein 598. Gene Ontology annotation, molecular function: ubiquitin protein ligase activity; ribosome binding. The transcript has 12 exons. The record is from RefSeq and is a predicted model, not a curated record. NCBI's taxonomy places the organism in Eukaryota, Metazoa, Chordata, Mammalia, Primates, Hylobatidae. Gene Ontology annotation, biological process: protein ubiquitination; rescue of stalled cytosolic ribosome. Bases 624 to 3356 code for a protein of 910 amino acids.
GGCGCGGCCCGGGGACAGCGGGGCUCCCGGCGACCGGAUGAGGACUUUGCUUCACUGAGGUCCGGCCGUGGGCCCGGCGGCGCCGGCUUCCGAGAGAGGCCUGGUGGGGCCACCCAGGGCGGGGUCCCGGCCGUGGGGCUGACGGCGGGGCGUUGGGGCUUGGAGGCCGGAGGCGGCCGGGCGGGUUGGAGGAGGGGGCAAGCCCUCUGGGGACAGCCUGGGGACUUCCCCUGUGUUCCGGGGGUUCCUGCCAGGCCUCAGGAAGGGGCCUGAUCAGAUGGAGAACUCGGUGACCUGCUUGUCUUCGGGAGUUUAUUUCUCAGGGGCCUCCAUUCGGGUCGAGGAAGCAAGGCAAGGGGGGCUCUGCGGAGGCCAUCCGUCCUGGAAGCAGACUCUGGGCAUUCUCAGCCCAGCUGCGUUUCUGGGCCCCCAUUGGGUGACCCUGAGCAAACUCCUUCCGAGACUGACGUUUUCCUCUGUGGAGUGGAGGUGACACUAGCCUCGGAAGGAGACCUGCCCAUCAGAGGGGAAGGCCCCCUCCCGGUUCUUGGCGGGAAGAGAGAAAAGUGUUAGGAAGUUUUCCUCCUCGCCGCCGCCCCCUUUGGCGCUCAUCUCCACAGUGAAUGGGAGACGUUUUUGACUGUACAGACUUGGAAGCCGUGGAGGGGUCAGAGGGUACCAUGCAGCGUUCCUCCACCCUCACUGCACUGCCAGCUGCUGGCUGUGGGCACCUGGCUGGAGCCCGUUGGUUUGCUGAGCUUAGAGAUUUGUUUGCUUCCAGCAUUGUGAAAUUCCCCCGGUUUGUUCAUAGAAGGCUUUGGCUGGUGACAUCUGCCAGGAAUCUAACUUUCCUCUCCCCAGAAGUGAUGCAGAGCAGUAUUGAGGUGGUCUUUGGGAAGAAGCUUCCUGCCUUUGCCACCAUCCCCAUCCACCAGCUGCAGCAUGAGAAGAAAUAUGAUAUCUAUUUUGCAGAUGGAAAGGUGUACGCAUUGUAUAGGCAGCUGCUGCAGCACGAGUGCCCGCGGUGCCCCGAGCUGCCGCCUUUCAGCCUCUUCGGGGACCUGGAGCAGCACAUGCGGAGACAGCAUGAGCUCUUCUGCUGCCGGCUGUGCCUCCAGCACCUCCAGAUCUUCACAUAUGAGCGCAAGUGGUACUCGCGCAAGGACCUGGCCCGGCAUCGCAUGCAGGGUGACCCCGAUGACACAUCGCACCGUGGCCACCCGCUCUGCAAGUUCUGUGACGAGCGCUACCUGGACAAUGAUGAGCUGCUUAAGCACCUGCGCCGCGACCACUACUUCUGCCACUUCUGCGACUCAGACGGGGCCCAGGACUACUACAGCGACUAUGCCUACCUGCGUGAGCACUUCCGGGAGAAGCACUUUCUGUGUGAGGAGGGCCGCUGCAGCACGGAGCAGUUCACCCACGCCUUCCGCACCGAGAUCGACCUCAAGGCCCACAGGACGGCCUGCCACAGUCGCAGCCGCGCCGAGGCGCGCCAGAACCGCCACAUCGACCUGCAGUUCAGCUACGCGCCACGGCACUCGCGCCGGAACGAGGGGGUCGUUGGUGGCGAAGACUACGAGGAAGUGGACAGGUACAGUCGCCAGGGCCGAGUGGCCCGGGCUGGCACUCGCGGAGCCCAGCAGAGCCGCCGAGGAAGCUGGAGGUACAAAAGGGAAGAGGAGGACCGAGAAGUAGCAGCUGCUGUCCGGGCCUCCGUGGCCGCACAGCAGCAGGAGGAGGCUCGCAGGAGUGAGGACCAGGAGGAAGGCGGCCGGCCCAAGAAGGAGGAGGCAGCGGUGCGGGGUCCUGAGGAGCCCCGUGGCCCCCGGCGCUCACCCCGGACUCAGGGCGAAGGCCCAGGCCCCAAGGAAACCUCUGCAAAUGGUCCUGUAAGCCAAGAAGCCUUCUCGGUGACAGGCGCAGCCACUCCAGGUACCCUCCCACCACCCAGCCCGAAGCUCAAGGACGAAGACUUCCCCAGCCUCUCUGCCUCCACUUCCUCCUCCUGCUGCACUGCAGCAACCCCGGGCCCUGUGGGGUUGGCGCUGCCGUACGCCAUCCCUGCCAGAGGCAGGAGUGCCUUCCAGGAGGAGGACUUCCCCGCCCUGGUGUCCUCGGUGCCCAAGCCUGGCACCACCCCCACCAGCCUCGUCUCUGCCUGGAACAGCAGCAGUAGCAGCAAGAAGGUAGCACAGCCCCCACCCUCGGUGCAGGCUACCGGCAGCGGCCAGCCCACCAGGAAGGCUGGGAAGGGGAGCAGGGGCAGCAGAAAGGGCGGCCCGCCCCUCACACAGGAGGAGGAGGGCGGCAGUCCGACUGUGCAGGAGCUUCUAAGCACGCGCCCCACGGGCUCCGUCUCCUCCACACUGGGGCCGGCCUCCAUCCAGCCCUCUAAGGUUGGCAAGAAGAAAAAAGUGGGCUCGGAGAAGCCGGGCACCACAUUGCCACAGCCCCCGCCCACUACCUGUCCCCCAGGGGCUUUGCAGGCCCCGGAAGCUCCUGCCAGCAGAGCCGAGGGGCCAGUUGCCGUCAUUGUUAAUGGACACACAGAGGGCCCGGCCCCGGCUCGGAGUGCCCCCAAGGAACCCCCAGGGCUCCCAAGGCCCCUGGGGUCCUUCCCCUGCCCCACGCCACAGGAGGACUUCCCAGCGCUCGGCGGCCCCUGCCCGCCCCGGAUGCCGCCGCCCCCAGGCUUCAGCGCUGUGGUGCUCCUGAAGGGCACGCCUCCCCCACCCCCGCCGGGCCUGGUGCCCCCAGUCAGCAAGCCGCCGCCCGGCUUCUCUGGCCUUCUGCCUAGCCCCCACCCGGCCUGCGUACCCAGCCCCGCCACCACCACCACCACAAAAGCACCCAGGCCGCCGCCUGCCCCGCGGGCCUACCUAGUCCCCGAGAACUUCCGGGAGAGGAACCUUCAGCUCAUCCAGUCCAUCAGGGACUUCCUGCAGAGCGACGAGGCCCGCUUCAGCGAGUUCAAGAGCCACUCAGGGGAAUUCAGACAGGGCCUGAUCUCCGCAGCCCAGUAUUACAAGAGUUGUCGGGACCUGCUGGGGGAGAAUUUCCAGAAGGUCUUUAAUGAGCUGCUGGUCCUACUGCCCGACACGGCCAAGCAGCAGGAGCUCCUGUCUGCACACACGGACUUCUGCAACCGCGAGAAGCCUCUCAGCACCAAGUCCAAGAAGAACAAGAAGAGCGCGUGGCAGGCCACCACGCAGCAGGCGGGCCUGGACUGCCGUGUGUGCCCCACCUGCCAGCAGGUGCUCGCGCAUGGCGAUGCCAGCAGCCACCAGGCGCUGCAUGCUGCCCGGGACGACGACUUCCCCUCCUUGCAAGCCAUCGCCAGGAUCAUCACGUAGCUCCCGCCAGCGUGGCCAGAGCUGUCGCACCAUGAACAUCCUUCCUCCUUCCUCUCUGGGCUGCCAGGCAGCCAGGUAAGGCCCAGUGAGGCCACCUGGCCUCCCCACCAGGAAGUCACCAGGACGGUCCACCCACCCUGUUGGCACACUCAGGCGGGAGUCCACCCCUGUCUCGGUGGGCCAGUCUUGGUUUGCAUUCUUGUGCUUUUGGGAGGUGCCAGGGGAGGGAAGGGCUGGGAUGCUGGGACCUGUUGUUGCUGGCAAAGCCAGAGGUCACAGUGGCCUCAUCUGGGCCCUCCCGAAGCUGAGGGCUGCAGCCCCUGCGGCCUCAGAGCUGAAAGCUGCGGCGCCACUGGUGCCAGAGUCAGAUGUCACAGAUGUGUGUUGUGUAAACAGUUGGCUGUUUUGUGCUUCAAGAAUGUUCAGGAUUAAAAGCAGACAAGAAAUUGUGCUACUUGAAGUUGAAUCUUUUUAUGAGACAAGCUGAAUCUGGGAUCUCAAAUUGCCUCUGACCUUUUAUAAGACAGUUUAUCUUCAAAUAAAUUUAUUUUGCAAUACCACGCA